Hyla sarda is the source of this 2056-nucleotide messenger RNA. It is a transcript of the gene TFAP2A, whose product is annotated as transcription factor AP-2 alpha. The transcript is spliced from 7 exons. The record is from RefSeq and is a predicted model, not a curated record. NCBI's taxonomy places the organism in Eukaryota, Metazoa, Chordata, Amphibia, Anura, Hylidae. Gene Ontology annotation, molecular function: DNA-binding transcription factor activity, RNA polymerase II-specific; RNA polymerase II transcription regulatory region sequence-specific DNA binding. Gene Ontology annotation, biological process: anatomical structure development; regulation of transcription by RNA polymerase II; regulation of cell population proliferation. Bases 498 to 1784 code for a protein of 428 amino acids. Gene Ontology annotation, cellular component: nucleus.
CUUCCCUCACUCCCUCACUGGUGUCUCUCCCUCUUUUCCUCUCCCUCCACCUCUGAUUAGAUACACGGAUUCUUCAUUCAAUGGACGUCAUUUAGAACAGGGCUCUGCCUUCAGUUGCCUCCUCGGUUCACGCUCGAUUUCCAGCCAUUCUUCCUUUAUUAAGUAUUGCUGUAAUAUUAAUAGUCAUGAAUAUCUGCUGCUAUUAGGGCUUGGAGAGGAGCAGGCUGCACCUAGAAUCCCAGCAGCAGAGCAUUGCACACCAGCCCAGGAAGGAUUAACCAAGAGACAUUAAGACACAGAAACUUUGCAUUUGCCAUUUCUGCCUUCAGCUCAUGAAGAAACGAUCUGAUGGAUUAUGGUCCUUGGUCGGCGACCGAUAUUCGUUGUCGUUAUGAUUUUCUAGUAGCGAUAUACUAGGGUUGGCGACUUUCUCUCUGCUCUUCUGGUUCCAUUCUUCUGCAUUUCUUCUUUUCCUCCUUUGAUUUGUAGCAGCAGUCAUGUUAGUCCACAGUUUUUCUGCUAUGGACCGUCAUGACGGUACCAGUAAUGGGACAGCCAGGUUGCCCCAGCUGGGGUCAGUGGGCCAGUCUCCCUAUGCCAGUGCACCCCCACUUUCCCAUACUCCCAAUACUGACUUUCAACCCCCAUAUUUCCCCCCACCAUACCAGCCCAUAUAUCCCCAGUCACAAGACCCCUAUUCCCACGUUAAUGACCCUUAUAGCCUCAAUUCCCUCCAUGCUCAACCACAACCUCAGCAUCCAGGAUGGCCAGGACAGAGGCAGAGCCAGGAGACCAGCCUAUUGCACACACAUCGGGGGCUACCACAUCAACUGUCCGGCCUGGACCCUCGCAGGGAUUACAGGCGGCAUGAAGACCUUCUGCAUGGGCCUCAUGGGCUAGGCUCAGGAAUUGACAUCCCUAUCCACUCCAUACCUCAUGCACUAGAAGAUGUCUCGCACGUAGAAGACCCAGGUAUCAACAUCCCAGAUCAGACUGUAAUUAAGAAAGGGCCUGUCUCAUUGUCUAAAUCCAAUAACCAUGCAGUAUCGUCCCUCUCUCUCAACAAAGACAAUCUCUUCGGUGGAGUAGUGAAUCCGAAUGAAGUUUUCUGCUCAGUUCCCGGACGACUGUCUCUUCUAAGCUCCACAUCAAAGUACAAGGUGACAGUGGCAGAAGUACAGAGAAGAUUGUCCCCGCCCGAGUGCCUGAAUGCUUCUCUGCUGGGUGGAGUGCUCAGGAGGGCAAAAUCCAAAAAUGGCGGCCGAUCACUGAGAGAAAAACUAGAUAAAAUAGGACUGAACCUUCCAGCUGGGAGGCGUAAAGCUGCUAAUGUAACAUUGCUCACAUCCUUAGUGGAGGGUGAAGCUGUCCAUCUAGCCAGAGAUUUUGGUUAUGUCUGUGAAACGGAAUUUCCUGCCAAAGCAGUAGCCGAAUAUGUCAACCGGCAACACUCAGACCCCAAUGAGCAAGUGACCAGGAAAAAUAUGUUACUAGCCACAAAGCAGAUUUGUAAAGAAUUCACAGAUUUAUUGUCCCAGGACAGAUCCCCCUUGGGUAACUCUAGACCAUCUCCUAUUCUGGAGCCAGGUAUCCAAAGCUGCCUGACACACUUCAACCUCAUCUCUCAUGGAUUUGGCAGUCCAGCAGUAUGUGCAGCCAUCACUGCCCUGCAGAAUUAUCUCACUGAGGCACUGAAAACCAUGGACAAAAUGUACCUCAAUAAUAACAACAGCCACACAGACAACAGCAAAGGGGGGGACAAAGAUGAAAAGCACAGGAAGUGACCCAACCUGCCAUCAUUUCUAUCCCCUUAUGUGUUGGCCUCCUGCCCAUUGGGGCAAAAGAGAAGAAGACCUAUUGCCAUCCCUACUCUGGAGAAGGAAGGCUUCUGCUCAGCCACCGAAACGUUGUCCAUUCAGGCUUCUGCUCAGCCACCGAAACGUUGUCCAUUCGUUUUAUUGUCUCGUUUGGAUUAUUAAAGGAACAGGCAAUGGAGCCAGGAAAAGUUUUGUCUUUAGUGUUUGGACAUUUUGUAAGAAAACUUUUUUUUUUUUUU